Molecule: messenger RNA, 604 nt
Organism: Eutrema salsugineum
Lineage: Eukaryota; Viridiplantae; Streptophyta; Magnoliopsida; Brassicales; Brassicaceae
Product: putative phytosulfokines 6
Exons: 3
Coding region: 122-409 (95 amino acids)
Biological process (GO): cell population proliferation
Cellular component (GO): extracellular region
Molecular function (GO): growth factor activity
Source: RefSeq, a predicted model, not a curated record
ACAACACACUAGAGAUGGGCAUAAACGUAAAUGUAACGAGCAUGUGAGAGAUCUACACGUAUAUUUAAACUUUGACUGUUCUUCUUCUUCUUCCUCUCUGGAAAAAAUAAUCUAAUAAAAAAUGGAGAAGAAACUUGGGAUUAUGUUCUUCCUUUUUGCUCUUCUUCUUCUUCAGUUAUCUGGGAUUCGUACAGCUCAACGUCCUUUGCAAGUGGAUAAAGAAGGAAACACGAAUAAUAAUUGGGCUUGGGCUACACAAGCAGAUAAGGCAUCCGAGGUUGCCCAAGAGUUAUCGCAUCUGAUGGGAGAAGAGAAGUGUGAGGAGACCGAUGAAGAGUGUAUGAAGAGAAGGAUGAUCACUGAAUCUCACUUGGACUACAUCUACACUCAAAGCCACAACAAGCCUUAAGUAUCCCCACCUUUAUUUAUUCAUUUAUCAUCAUUAGUAUUACUAUUGAAAUUUAAAAUGUACCAAUUAGUAUGAGUAAUUCAAAACUAACUCUAAAGUGUUUGUUAUAAAACUAGAGGUAAAAGAAAAAAUAAACAAAAGAAUCGUAUUGUUGCAACAAAAUAUAAAUGUAAAACAAAGAAUGUCAUUUAAACU